CCCCCUUUAUAAUUCACCCCACCACACUCCCCUUCUUCCACUCCACCAUUCAGACUCAAAUCUUCUCUCCUCUUCUUCAUCUCCCGUCUUUCCACGAUCUUGAAGAACACCAGAGCAGAGCUCAAACACAAAUUCUCAUGGCCUCACCACCAGAGCAGAGCUCCACCCUGGAACUCAUUAGGCAACACCUCCUCAGCGACUUCACCUCCGUCGACACUUUCCUCACCAGCCUCGACGCUUGCGCUUCCACCAUCGCCCACGCCGCCUCCCCAGCCGCCUCCGGUUCCAGCUCCCCCCAGACCUCUUUCAGCUUCGAACCCAAGCCCGCCCCUUCCCUCUCCAAGCCCCCCCAGCCAUCUUCGUCCACUCUCAGCUCCCGCCGCCCGGCCAUCCACGUGGCGGUCCCUGCGACGAGCUUGCAGGCGAGGUCGGGGACCAACCUCCAGGCCGAACCGUCGGUUUCCUCCGGCGACGAGGGCGGCGGUGGCGCCGACAAGCACUACAGGGGCGUGCGGCGGCGGCCGUGGGGGAAGUUCGCGGCGGAGAUACGCGACCCCACGCGCAAGGGGACGCGCGUGUGGCUGGGGACGUUCGACACGGCGGUGGAGGCCGCGAAGGCCUACGACCGAGCGGCGUUCAGGCUCCGCGGAAGCAAGGCCAUCCUGAACUUCCCGCUCGAGGCGGGGCGCGACGCGAUGACGACGCCGUCGCCGCUGACCUCGGCUGAUGCUUCUCGCAAGAGAUCGAGAGAGGAAGCCGCGGAGAGCCCCGAGUCCGAGACGAGCACCGGCGGCAGUUACAAAGCGGUGAAGAAGGAGGAGCUCACGGACGCGGCGGGCGGCAGGGAGAUAUGCCCGUUGACGCCGUCGAGCUGGAGGGGGUUCUGGGACAUCGGGGAAGGGAAUAAGGAGAGCAUAUUCAGCGUCCCCCCGCUGUCGCCGUUAUCAUCUCCGCAUCCAUGCCUCGGCUAUUCUCAGCUCCUGGUCACAUAAGGAAAGACCAAACCAAAGGUGUUAUUACAUCAUCGAUUUCAAGAACUCAACUAAAGCAUUUGCUAAAUCGGGGGGAACUGCCGUGGCCCAAAAUCCAAGAAACGAAAAUGGAAGAGAGGGGAAAGCUUUGAGUGGUCUUACUUAAUUCCUUCGAAUAGAGUUCGAGAUUGAGUUAUUAAUUUAGUGUGAAUAUGGGAGAGGUUGUGGUUAGAUGUGGUGUCGUGUUUGCCAUGGAAGGCUAAAUGAAUUUGUUCAUUCGUUGAUUAAGAAAUAAUCUGGAGCUGAUUCUUUGUCAAUU
This is a messenger RNA of Rhodamnia argentea, 1290 nucleotides long. Its product is annotated as ethylene-responsive transcription factor ERF105. NCBI's taxonomy places the organism in Eukaryota, Viridiplantae, Streptophyta, Magnoliopsida, Myrtales, Myrtaceae. The coding region runs from base 138 to 992 and encodes 284 amino acids. The transcript has a single exon. Gene Ontology annotation, molecular function: DNA-binding transcription factor activity; DNA binding. The record is from RefSeq and is a predicted model, not a curated record. Gene Ontology annotation, biological process: regulation of DNA-templated transcription; ethylene-activated signaling pathway.